This is a messenger RNA of Mus pahari (shrew mouse), 4667 nucleotides long. It is a transcript of the gene Dmbt1, whose product is annotated as deleted in malignant brain tumors 1. Gene Ontology annotation, cellular component: membrane. The record is from RefSeq and is a predicted model, not a curated record. Lineage: Eukaryota; Metazoa; Chordata; Mammalia; Rodentia; Muridae.
AUGGGGAUCUCCACUGUUAUCUUUGAAAUAUGUCUUUUGUGGGGUCAAAUCCUAUCUACAGCAUCUCAAACAACUGUUCCCACAGAUGGUAACAGUUCCCGCUGUGUCAAUGCAGGUUUGCCUCUGAGGCUGGUGAAUGGCAGUGACCGCUGUCAGGGCCGGGUGGAGGUCCUGUACCAAGGCUUCUGGGGCACCGUGUGUGAUGACAGCUGGGACACCCAGGAUGCAGAUGUCGUCUGUCGACAGCUUGGCUGUGGCCAUUCUGUGUCAGCACCCGGAGGGGCCCGUUUUGGACAGGGCUCAGGGAACAUUCUCAUGGGAGCUGUGCACUGCUCAGGAUGGGAGUCCUACCUGUCCAGCUGUCAACAUGAUGGGUGGUACAACCAUGACUGUGGCCACAGGGAAGACGCUGGAGUCGUGUGCUCAGGUAGUGCUGUUAUGACCUCUAGAUGUUGCACAUAUACUCCUAGGCAACAAACAUGGCCCUCAUGUCUAGGACAGAAAAACCACCAUUUCUUUCCAGGAACAGAUUCUGGUUUGGCUGUGAGGCUGGUGAAUGGAGGAGACAGGUGUCAGGGUCGAGUGGAGAUCCUUUACCAGGGUUCCUGGGGCACUGUGUGUGACGACAGCUGGGACCUCAAUGAUGCCAACGUGGUGUGCAGGCAGCUGGGUUGUGGCAGAGCCGUGUCUGCCCUGGGAAAUGCCUACUUUGGACAGGGUCCAGGGCCCAUUGUCCUGGAUGACGUAGCCUGUGGAGGAUAUGAGGACUAUCUGUGGAGAUGCUCCCACCGAGGCUGGCUCUCUCAUAACUGUGGACACCAGGAGGAUGCUGGAGUCAUUUGUUCAGAUGCUCAAACAAGCAGUCCCACACCUGGCUGGUGGAAUCCAGGAGGGACAAUUAAUGAUGUGUCCUAUCCAAAUGAAGAAACCACAGUGGGAACAGAAUCUGGUUUGGCUGUGAGGCUGGUGAAUGGAGGAGACAGGUGUCGGGGUCGAGUGGANAUCCUUUACCAGGGUUCCUGGGGCACUGUGUGUGAUGACAGCUGGGACNUCAAUGAUGCCAACGUGGUGUGCAGGCAGCUGGGCUGUGGCUGGGCUGUGUAUGCCCCAGGAAAUGCCUACUUUGGACAGGGCUCAGGGCCCAUUGUCCUGGAUGAUGUGGCCUGUGGAGGAUAUGANAACUAUCUGUGGAGCUGCUCCCACCAAGGCUGGCUCUCUCAUAACUGUGGACACCANGAGGAUGCUGGAGUCAUCUGCUCAGAUUCUCAAACAAGCAGUCCCACAACUGGUUAUGGAAAUCCAGGAGGGACAAAUAACGAUGUGUUCUAUCCAAGUGAACAAACCACAGAAGGAACAGAAUCUGGUUUGGCUCUGAGGCUGGUGAAUGGAGGAGACAGGUGUCGGGGUCGAGUGGAGAUCCUUUACCAGGGUUCCUGGGGCACUGUGUGUGAUGACAGCUGGGACACCAAUGAUGCCAACGUGGUAUGCAGGCAGCUGGGCUGUGGCUGGGCCGUGUCUGCCCCGGCAAAUGCCUACUUUGGACAGGGCUCUGGAUCUAUUGUUCUGGAUGAUGUGGCCUGUACAGGACACGAGGCCUAUCUGUGGAGCUGCUCUCACCGAGGCUGGCUCUCUCAUAACUGUGGACACCAUGAGGAUGCUGGAGUCAUCUGUUCAGAUGCCCAAACCCAGAGCACAGUCUGGCCAGAUCCUUGGCUUACUACGACCCCAGAAACUACCACAGAUUUGUUGACUACAACUCCUUAUUACGACUACACCUGUGGAGGUUUCCUGACCCUACCCUCUGGGCAAUUUUCCAGCCCAUACUACCCUUCAAGCUAUCCUAACAAUGCCAGAUGUUUGUGGAAAAUAUUGGUCCCCGGCUUGAACCAUGUGACAGUGGACUUCACAGAUGUGCAGCUGGAAGGAGGCUGCAACUAUGACUAUAUCCUGGUUUAUGAUGGCCCUGAAUACAAUUCUUCUCUCAUUGCUCGGGUGUGUGAUGGGUUCAAUGGAUCUUACACCUCAACUGGAAACUUCAUGUCUGUCGUCUUCAUCACGGAUGGCAGUGUGACGAGGAGAGGGUUCCAGGCUUACUACUACUCCACAGACAGCACAACUCCUCCAGUGCCAAUCCCAACCACAGAUGACUACACUUGUGGAGGUUUCCUGACCCUACCCUCUGGGCAAUUUUCCAGCCCAUACUACCCUUCAAGCUAUCCUAACAAUGCCAGAUGUUCAUGGAAAAUAUUGGUCCCCGGCAUGAGCCAUGUGACAGUGGACUUCACAGAUGUGCAGCUGGAAGGAGGCUGCAACUAUGACUAUAUCCUGGUUUAUGAUGGCCCUGAAUACAAUUCUUCUCUCAUUGCUCGGGUGUGUGAUGGGUUCAAUGGAUCUUACACCUCAACCGGAAACUUCAUGUCUGUAGUCUUCAUCACGGAUGGCAGUGUGACAAGGAGAGGGUUCCAGGCUUACUACUACUCUACAGUUAGCACAAGUCCUCCGUCAUUCCCAAACAUAACUGGAAAUGAUUCUUCAUUGGCGCUGAGGCUGGUAAAUGGAUCAAACCGGUGUGAGGGCCGAGUGGAGAUUUUGUACAGAGGCUCUUGGGGCACCGUGUGCGAUGACAGCUGGGGCAUCAGUGAUGCCAAUGUGGUCUGCAGACAGCUUGGUUGUGGCUCUGCUCUGUCAGCACCAGGAAAUGCUUGGUUCGGUCAGGGCUCAGGGCCCAUUGUCCUGGAUGAUGUGUCUUGCUCGGGGUAUGAGUCUCACCUGUGGAACUGUCCUCACCCUGGCUGGCUUGUCCAUAACUGUCACCAUUUUGAGGAUGCAGGAGUCAUCUGCGCACUCCCUGAGGCGACUUCUCCCAGUCCAGGUUGGUGGACUACAACAAGUCCUUCCUAUGUAAACUAUACUUGUGGAGGCUUCCUGACCCAACCCUCUGGGCAAUUUUCUAGCCCAUUCUACCCUGGGAAUUAUCCUAAUAAUGCCAGAUGUCUGUGGAACAUCGAGGUUCCAAACAACUACCGCGUGACUGUGGCUUUCAGAGAUGUGCAGCUGGAAAGGGGCUGCAGCUAUGAUUAUAUAGAGAUUUUCGAUGGCCCCCACCACAGUUCACCUCUCAUUGCCCGGGUUUGUGAUGGGGCCACGGGCUCUUUCACCUCAACAUCCAACUUCAUGUCAAUUCGCUUCAUCACUGAUCACAGUAUUACUGCAAGAGGGUUCCAGGCUAACUACUACUCAGACGUUGACAAUAACGCCACUAGUCUCCUUUGUCAGUCAAAUCACAUGCAAGCCAGCGUGAGCAGGAGCUACCUUCAGUCCAUGGGCUAUUCUGCCAGGGAUCUUGUCAUUCCUGGUUGGAACUCGAGUUACCACUGUCAGCCCCAGAUAACACAGAGGGAGGUCAUAUUCACAAUUCCCUACACAGGCUGUGGCACUACCAAACAGGCUGACAACGAGACCAUCAACUACUCCAACUUCCUCAAAGCGGCUGUUUCAGAUGGCAUCAUCAAAAGGACAAAGGACCUGCAUAUCCACGUCAGCUGCAAGAUGCUGCAGAACACCUGGAUCAACACCAUGUACAUCACCAACAACACAGUGGAGAUCCAGGAAGUCCAGUAUGGCAAUUUCGAUGUGAACAUUUCCUUCUACACAUCCUCCUCCUUCUUGUACCCAGUGACCAGCAGCCCAUACUAUGUGGAUCUGGACCAGAAUUUGUACCUUCAGGCCGAAGUCCUCCAUUCUGACGCCUCUUUGGCUCUGUUUGUGGACACCUGUGUGGCUUCGCCACAUCCCAAUGACUUCUCAUCUUUGACAUAUGAUCUCAUCCGGAGUGGAUGCAUACGGGAUGAGACCUACCAAGCCUAUGCCUCGCCCUCGCCACGUGUCUCCCGCUUUAAAUUCAGUUCUUUCCACUUCCUGAACCGCUUCCCCUCAGUGUACCUGCAGUGUAAACUGGUGGUAUGUCGAGCAUACGAUACCUCCUCACGGUGCUACAGAGGCUGCGUCCUGAGGUCCAAGAGGGAUGCAGGCUCCUACCAAGAAAAGGUGGAUGUUGUCCUGGGACCCAUACAGUUGCAGUCCUCCAGCAAAGAAAAGAGGAGCCUCGACUUGGCAGUGGAGGGUGUGGAGAAGCCAGCCAGCUCCCAGGCGGUCUAUCCUACUGCAGCCAUCUUUGGCGGAGUCUUCCUGGCCAUGGUCCUAGUUGUGGCAGCCUUCACACUGGGAAGGAGGACACGCAUUGCCCGUGACCAACCUCCAAGUACUAAGUUGUGAAGUGAAACAAUGCAGACAUUGGCUCCACAAGCACAGAUUCCCAGAAAAGAUGGAAGACAUGAGGGUCUAAUGUUUGGCACCCAGAUACACGGCGACUGGGAUUCCCUUAGCACAAAUGCAUAGCCAAGCACAAUGAGAUAGCAAAGAAGAAAGGUGGGGGCCAAGUUUUCCCAGGAUCUACAGACUGAAGGCUGGGAAGGAUGUUGUAGGAGAAUGAGACCAGUGUCUACAAUCACAGGCAACUGUGAGCUGAGCACUGGUGACAGCCAUGAUUUCUCUAGUUAGACUUUCCCUUUACCCCGUGUAUAGCCAACUUUCUCCAACUGUAGUGUCGAUGUCAGCUUUUUCUUACAAUACUGCAAACUAAAUAUAAAUAAUCUUUCUCAUGGCAA